CAUCAAAGACAAGACGUGAUGCUCAGCCUGAGGGACAUCAGUGUUUUUGUGUCCUGUCUUCUGCUCUUUUUUGUCCAAUCAUAUCAUGGAGCUGAGAUUAUUGGAGGUACAGAAGUCAAACCCCACUCAAUGCCUUUCAUGGCUCUGUUGGAGAACAAAGAUCCAGUCUGUGGAGGGAUUCUGAUCCAUCCAAAAUGGGUUCUGACAGCAGCUCACUGUGACAAUAUUAAGAAGGUGUUGCUGGGCGUGCACUCCAUCAAAGAAAAGGAAAAGGAUUCCCGGCAGAUCAGGAUCGUGAAGAACAGCAUUCCUCAUCCCUGUUAUGACAAGGAAGAGAAGGUUAAUGACCUCAGGCUGCUGAAGCUUGACAAACCAGUGAAGCAGACCAAGACGGUUCAAUGUCUGUCCUUGCCCAAAAGCUCCAGAGACCCUGCAGGUAAGAGCAGGUGUGUGGUGGCUGGGUGGGGCAAAACAAAGAACAACGCUAUCAAAGGCUCCGACGUCCUGAGGUCAGUGAACGUGACUGUGAUCGACAGACGGACGUGUAACUCCCAGGAUUAUUACAACCUGAAACCUUUUAUCACCGGUGACAUGAUCUGUGCCGGUUCAGAUGGGACCAACAGCGCUGACUCCUGUCAGGGUGAUUCAGGAGGCCCCCUGCUGUGCAACGGCGUCUUAACUGGAGUCGCAUCCUUUGGUUACAAGUGUGGCCUGAUCAAAAAGCCUGGAGUGUACGCUUAUCUCUCUGACAGACAACUCUCCUGGAUCAAGAAGACAAUAAAGUAAUGUG
Messenger RNA from Sphaeramia orbicularis (orbiculate cardinalfish), 790 nucleotides. RefSeq names its product granzyme A-like. Lineage: Eukaryota; Metazoa; Chordata; Actinopteri; Kurtiformes; Apogonidae. The record is from RefSeq and is a predicted model, not a curated record. Bases 19 to 786 code for a protein of 255 amino acids. Gene Ontology annotation, biological process: proteolysis. Gene Ontology annotation, molecular function: serine-type endopeptidase activity. The transcript is spliced from 5 exons.